UCACGUUUUGGUUGAUAACGACGACAGAAUUUAAAAAGACUAAAGAGCACAAUAAUUUUUAAGACUAUUUUAUCGUAAUCGUUUUCUUAUUACUUCACAGUUCACUGUUGCAAUGGUGUCCAAUAAUUACACUAUUCUUCUGUUGGAUUAACGAUGGUUUUCAUCAGAGCCUAUUCAAAUCGUAGUUGUAAUGCUUUGUCCGUGGCUAGUACGCACUGUACACUGUUGAAAGCAUACUUGGAUAGUCGUAGAAAUCAAAAAUGCCAAAAGUAUUCAACCAGCACCAGUGCUUUGCCGAAAAACUGCAAAGUCGCGAUCUGCGGAGGUGGAGUCAUGGGAGCAUCUGUCGCCUAUCAUUUAGCUCAACUAGGAUGGGGUCCACAAACCAUAGUCAUCGAACAAGACAAGUUAGGUGGUGGAGAGAAUUCUUUUUCGUCAGACCUAGUUGGUGUGUUCAAACCCACAUUGAGUCAAGUCAGACUCUGCCAAUCCAGUGUCAAGCUCUACCAAGAAUUAGAAUCUCAAGGUUUCCAAACAGGCUGGAAGCAAUGCGGUAGCCUUUGUGUAGCCAGAACUAGAGAUCGCAUGACUGUUUUUAGAAGAAUGAAAUCCCAAUCUGUUUCUUGGGGCAUUAAAUGUGAAAUAGUUGAUCCUCAAAAAGCAAAAGAACUCUGUCCACUUAUUAGAAUCGAUGACAUUAAAGGAGCCAUGUGGAUACCUGAGGAUGGUGUUGCAGAUUCUUACAAGAUAUGUCUCUCUCUAUUAGAAGCUGCAAAACAAAAAGGUGUUGUUGUACUCGAAAAUUGUAAAUUAUUGGAAGUAGUCUGUGAUAAUGGUAAAGUUGUUGCUAUUGACACAUCGAUGGGAUCAGUUGAUUGUGAUUAUUAUGUAAACUGUGGUGGUUUUUGGGCACGAAAAAUAGGACAACGUAGCAAUCCUUCAGUCAAAAUACCUCUUCACCCAGUUGAACAUUAUUAUCUCCGCACAAAUGCAAUUUCAAAUCUUGACUCUCUAACACCAGUUGUCCGAGAUCAAGAUGGCUCUAUAUAUUUUAGAGAAUUAAAUGGAUGUAUUCUAGCUGGUGGAUUUCAACUCGAAGCUAAACCUGCAUUUGAAAAUGCAAAAUGUCCAGAUAAUUCAGCUGGAAGACGGUUACCAGCAGACUGGGAUCACUUCCAUGUGUUACUCGAACAACUAUUACAUAGAGUGCCAUCAUUAGCAAAUGCUUCACUCGACAGCUUAGUAAAUAUUGCUGAAACAUUUACCCCAGACUGUAAAUGGAUUGUUGGUCAAGCACCUGAAAUUGCAAACUAUUAUGUUGCUGCUGGUAUGAAGACUGUUGGUAUAUCAGCUGCAGGUGGCGUAGGCCAAGGAGUUGCUCAAACCAUCGUUAAUGGAUAUUCACAAUAUGAUUUAUAUGAAUUAGAAAUGAGCCGUUUCUUAGGAUUACAUAAUAACAGAAGGUUCCUUAGAGACAGAGUAAGAGAAGUACCUGGCAGACACUAUAGCCUACAGUAUCCAAACAAUGAGUUUAUAACUGGACGUAAUCUAAGAAUGUCUCCAAUAUAUCCAAAGUUGAAAGAAGCCGGUGCUGUGUUUGAACAAGUCAUGGGAUAUGAGAGGCCCACUUGGUUUGAACCGGAUCUGUCCAAAGUACAUUUACAUAGUUACACGAAUACGAGAAAAUUUAUUACGGCUACAACUAAAACGUUUGGAAAACCUGAUUGGUUUGAUAUUGUUGAGGCUGAAUAUGAAGCUUGUAGAGAAAAUGUUAGUCUUUUGGAUUAUUCUUCUUUCACCAAAUUGGAUAUACAAUCCAAAGGCCGAGAAGUGGUUGACUUGUUACAGUACCUUUGUUCAAAUGACGUUGACGUACCAAUUGGUAGUAUUAUUCACACAGGCAUGCAAAACGUUCGUGGUGGUUAUGAAAACGACUGUAGUCUCAUUAGACUGUCGGAAAAUCAUUACAUGAUGAUUGCACCGACAAUCCAACAGACGCGUUGCAAGAUUUGGAUCCAACGCCAUUUGCCAAGCGAUAAUUCUGUGUCCUUGACCGACGUUACUUCCAUGUUCACUGCCAUUUGUCUCAUGGGUCCUUUUACACGACACCUAUUGUCUGAAAUGACAGAAACUGAUUUAAGUCCUAAAUCGUUUCCAUUUUUCACCUACAAAGAACUAGACGUAGGCCUAGCCAACGGCAUUAGGGCUUUAAAUCUCACUCACACCGGAGAGCUUGGUUAUGUUCUGUACAUACCAAAUGAGUUUGCUUUACAUGUUUACAAUUCAUUAAUUGAAGCUGGGAAAAAGUAUAAUUUGAAACAUGCUGGCUGUUACGCAAUGAAAGCGUUGAGAGUGGAAAAAUUCUAUGCAUUUUGGGGCCAAGAUUUGGAUACAUCGACUACACCAUUAGAAUGCGGACGAUCGUGGAGGGUGAAAUUUGACAAAGGAAUAAAUUUCAUUGGACGAGAUGCUCUGUUACGUCAGCAGGAAGAGGGUAUAAAACGAAUAUAUGUUCAAUUACUGUUGAAUGAUCAUGAUCCAGAUACUGAAUUGUGGUCUUGGGGUGGUGAGCCGAUAUUUAGGGACAAGAAAUAUGUUGGUGCCACAACAACGACUAGUUAUGGGUUCACAUUUAAAAAACAAGUAUGUUUAGGAUUCGUUCAAAACUUAGAUAAAAACGGCAAUGCUCUACCCCUGACAAACGAGUAUGUAAUGUCCGGAGAAUAUGAAGUAGAAAUAGCAGGUACACGAUACCCAGCAAAAGUAAAUAUUAACAGUCCAAAUUUGCCAACAAAAUAUCCAGACAAGGAACGCGAAUCGUAUCUUGCCACCAGAGAUAAAAUGGUAUCUGAACCAUUGUUGAGAAACAAUUGACAAGUUUAUGCAACAAAUUAAAUUCAUCCAUCCUCGAGUUUUCCUAAAUAUUAAAACAAGUUUGAGUUUCCUAUUUUUACUUAUCUCACCAAUUAUCUAGAUCUUAUAUUGUUUUGAUUUUAUUAUCAAAAGAAAGAUAAAAAAAACAACGAAAGUAUUACAGGCGUACUUGUAGCGUCAAUCGAUGUAAGUGGUAUACAUUAUUCGAAUAACCCAAUGAGUAGAUAUUUUUUGAUUCCCAGCUAUUGUAAUAGAGCUUGCGUUGGUAGUAUCACAUGUAGAUGAUGUAGUAAAAAGCGUACAACAAUUUAAUUUAUUAUAGAUUUGUAUUGUAAAUCUUAAAAAAUAAUGAAAAAAUUACUCAUGUUGUAAUUUAUAUUCAAUGAGAUUCCCUCAGGUUAUUUAUUUAUCAAUUACCAAGAUUCUGUACAACAUUUAUUAUUAUAAUAUUAUUAUAACUGUAAAUGCAAACUCUAGUCUUUAUGUAAUUCGUUGUCAACUUGUUUAUAUUACUAUUAGAGAUGUUUACAAAAUAUUUUUAAAUUGUAACAGUGAAUAUAAACCAUUAUGUUUCUUGUAAAUUCUAUAAACUGUUCAAUUAGUGAAUUUGGACUUAAUGGUAAUUAUAUACAAUGUUAAACAG
Acyrthosiphon pisum (pea aphid) is the source of this 3517-nucleotide messenger RNA. RefSeq names its product pyruvate dehydrogenase phosphatase regulatory subunit, mitochondrial. The coding region runs from base 154 to 2874 and encodes 906 amino acids. Lineage: Eukaryota; Metazoa; Arthropoda; Insecta; Hemiptera; Aphididae. Gene Ontology annotation, cellular component: mitochondrion. The transcript is spliced from 15 exons. Gene Ontology annotation, molecular function: protein binding. The record is from RefSeq and is a predicted model, not a curated record.